AUUGUUUAGUAGCAAUGAGUUAUUGUUUAACUUGUAACACUAGAGAGUAUAAACAAUUUUCAGAUGCUAUAUAUAUUCUGUCUCAAAAAGUUAAUGUUGAUAAAAUUAAUAUUGAUAUAGCAAAAUUUCUUGAAACACAACUGCUAUUAACUAAAAAUAUGCAUAUUAUGCUCAAGACAAAUUUAUAUAUGAAACUAGGAGUAGUUAAUAGUGCAUUAGAAAUAGUUUAUAAUAUUCUAUCUGAAGAUAAUUAG
Messenger RNA from Cetraspora pellucida, 254 nucleotides. The record is from the annotation of a GenBank genome assembly. NCBI's taxonomy places the organism in Eukaryota, Fungi, Glomeromycota, Glomeromycetes, Diversisporales, Gigasporaceae.